Molecule: messenger RNA, 666 nt
Organism: Perkinsus marinus ATCC 50983
Lineage: Eukaryota; Perkinsozoa; Perkinsida; Perkinsidae
Exons: 3
Coding region: 1-666 (221 amino acids)
Source: RefSeq, a predicted model, not a curated record
AUGUUACAAACGGAUACGAAGUUACGUCAUUUAGUACGACGAGCCGUCACGACAGUUCAGCAGGAGAUGGAGGGCGAGAAGAUACCAUCGAUGCCACCCGAGUUUAGCCAGGACGAGGGUCAGCGGCUUACUGACCAGAUGGCAGCUAAUGCUGCAGUUCCUGCUAGCUUUGGUGCUAGGAAUCGAUACGAACCCGUAUGGCGGUCCAUUAGUCCCACUGAUGGCGGCCUGCAAGGGGACGUGGAGGACCAAGUUGAAGGGCUUUCGGGCCAGUCGCCGCGACAGACUUUCUACUUGGACGAGACGGGUCGUCGUUGGAGUACUGUUCCUUGGCCCGAACGGUGCCUUGCCUAUGGCCCCGGAGUCGGCGGUGGCCUCUGUGGUGAAAUGCUCGAGCUCACUGUCAACACGGUGAACCAUAAUCGCUACCGUAUACCCGUGGGAGGUAAUAACGUAUCACUUCUGCUGCGACCAAAGGAUGUCACUCUGGCCAUCGGUGAGUACAAGGCAUGGUCGAUGGACUGUGAGGACGGCUCUUACAAGCUGCGAUAUGACUGUGCUCGGCCUGGCUACUACUUCCUCGACGUUACUGUCAAUGGAGGUCACGUAUAUAAUCUCUGGCGCGGUGGUACCUACCUCGGAUGGCUCGAGUCUGGUCUUGCCUGA